Eucalyptus grandis is the source of this 1757-nucleotide messenger RNA. RefSeq names its product UPF0481 protein At3g47200. The record is from RefSeq and is a predicted model, not a curated record. Bases 41 to 1561 code for a protein of 506 amino acids. Lineage: Eukaryota; Viridiplantae; Streptophyta; Magnoliopsida; Myrtales; Myrtaceae. The transcript has 2 exons.
CGCUCCACUGCUAAUUAUUUAAUGUCUCCAGCACUUGCAUAUGUGUCUUCAGGAAUUAAAAUUUCUUCUCCGUUUCUUUGGGGCUUACAUUCUUUCCACAAUGGCUCCGGGCGAUAACAACAACCCUCGAUCUCCAAAGUGGGUCAUCGAAAUCAAGAACCUCCUCGACGGAGGGCUCCCUCCCGAUGCGAGGAUUUCGUGGACCAUCGGCAGAGUCCCUGAUAACUGGCGUAAAGUUCACGAUACCGCAUUCCAUCCCGAAAUGAUAGGCAUCGGUCCCAUCGAAAAGUGGCGAAUUCGAGCCAUGGACGACCUCAAGAAGUGGUUUCUAAUCCGCCUUCUGGGAGGCAAGUUGGAGCGGUGGAGAAGGGACGGAGAAGUGUCGAGGACGACCGAGGGGGAGAGAGUGUGCAAUGGCUGUGAACGUGAAGAAGACGAUGAUGGCAGUCGGAUGGCGAAAGCUGUGAUUUUGGAUGACCUUGUGGAAGCCAUGCAGAAAUUGGAGCAGAAAACGAGGGCCUGUUAUUCGGAGAGUUUUUAUAAUAUAACCAGAGAGAACUAUGUGAAGAUUAUGGUGGUCGAUGGUUGCUUCGUGGUCGAACUAUUGCGCCUUAAUUACCAGCGUGUCCUGUUCCCUGGGAUGGCAACUGAGGACGAUCCGAUUUUCAGUAACCCCCGGAUUCUUCGAACCGUUCAACGCGACCUCCUAUUGCUUGAGAACCAACUGCCGUUCUUCGUUCUCGAGAAACUGUACGAGCUGAUCAACAACAAGAACAAGAUUGAUCAUCAACAAGCUGUGCCGCUGGAAGUACUCGCGGUCACCUUCUUCGACCCGCUGUUACCCCAACACCAUGCUGCAUCUAAGUUGGACACCAACAAACCAAAGGCUCAUCUGCUCGAUGUUUUCCGCUCUUCCUUCCUCAAAUCGGUGAGUGAGAAAGUCCACGAGAAGGGAAAGAAUCAAGUCAAGUCGUGGUUGAAUCCUGAUGGCAGUAUGAGGGGCCUCGUCCGACACUUCGCAUCGGAGCUCCAAGAGGCGGGUAUGCAAUUCAAGAAGUGGAAGGGCCACGACUUACCGGACAUCGAGUUCGAUCAUGGCACUCUACAGGUCCCUCAGUUGUCCAUCAACGACAAUACCGUCUCUGUCCUUUUGAAUUUCGUUGCGUAUGAAAUGAGCGUCAAACACCCUGAGCCCUUCUUCACGAAUUACUUAAUGUUCUGGGACAGUUUGAUCAAUAGCCCCAGGGACGUUCAGAUUUUCCGCAAGCACGGGAUCAUCAAUCACCUGGGAAGCGAAACGGAGGUGGUGGAACUGUUUAUGAAGUGUAGAGAGGUCAUUUACGAUCUCAAUCUGGGCUACUUGUACAACGAAAUCAAGGAGGUGAAUGAUUAUUGCGAGCAGUUCUACGAGAGCAAGUACAGCGUCUGGUGGAGAAGCCUCAUCCGCGAUCGCUUCAGCAGUCCGUGGACAUGCCUCUCUCUCUUUGCUGCUGUUAUCCUCUUGCUGCUUACCCUCCUCCAGACGUUUUACACCGUGUACGCUUACUAUCGGCCGCAUUAAGCUUUGCACCUGUCAUUCUACGACAACAGGUGUUAUUAGCUAUGGCUUUUUAGCAUUUGAUGUCCUGUAUCUGUCUCUGUCUUGGUUGCGUGGUGGCUUUACUUGAUGGAAAUUGUAUUGUCGCUACAUUUAGAAAUUUCAGAUUGCUGUGGUGUCCAAUACAAUUUGGAGCUUUUUAUGGUACAUAUUUGGUUCA